AUUUUUUUUUGCCCUGGUCUGCGUUUUGUAGUUUAUCGCUUCCCUCUAGAAGGCAACGGAUGACAGAUCUCUGUGGUUAUAGAUAUCAGCCAGCAAAGCAACACAAACAUGGCGUUCACAUUCGCGGCCUUUUGUUACAUGCUUGCGCUAUUGCUUACGGCCGCUCUCAUUUUCUUCGCUAUUUGGCAUAUCAUUGCAUUUGAUGAACUGAAGACUGAUUACAAGAAUCCGAUAGACCAAUGUAACACAUUAAAUCCGCUCGUACUCCCGGAGUAUCUCAUCCAUGUGUUCUUCUGCGUGAUGUUCCUGUGUGCUGCUGAGUGGCUCACCCUUGGCCUCAACAUGCCACUGCUGGCCUACCACGUCUGGAGGUAUACGAGCAGGCCGGUGAUGAGUGGUCCAGGCCUCUAUGAUCCAACUACGAUCAUGAACGCUGACGUCUUGGCCUACUGUCAAAAGGAGGGCUGGUGCAAACUGGCCUUCUACCUCCUCUCCUUCUUCUACUAUCUCUAUGGGAUGAUCUAUGUGUUGGUGAGCUCUUAGAGGGGAAAGAUCUGCAUGUAGGAGAUAAAACUGGUUUUAGUGGCCGCAGGAGAAGCUGAAGUGGGACCUGCUGCGAAGACCAAACACUCAAUGACUCAAGAUGGCUGCCGUUUUCAAGAGACUGGAUUGACUCACCCCCAACACAGUGCAGAGCGCCAUUAAUAAACAAACAUUUCUCACCUUUUUUAAAAAAUGAAUAUUGUCGCAGCUGUCCUCGUUCAACAGUCAACACAAUGCUUUUUGAGAGGAAGAAUGACCGACCUCAGAAUCAUUAUCUUGUCAUUAUUUAAUAAUCCCAACAGAAAUUAGUGCCGAUGUGCAUCGUCAGUUUAUAAUAUACAGACCACUCUGAAUCUAACACUUUAUUGACUAUUAGGAAAUGUGGAUGUGAAUUAGAUGCCAAGCUUUUAAAAUGUAUUUAAGGUAUGCAAUGGGGGGUUUUUAAUUAUAAUUACAUAGUAAAAUGGUUCUCUUGUCCAGAUACAUUGAACUCACCUCUUGAUCACCGGGUGGAAAAUGUGUUGCACAGACGAGGACAAUCAGUAUGGUUCUUACACUAUUUGAUAUCGUUUUAGGUUUGCCAUGCUUUCUGCAGUCUCAUUCUGCUUUUAGAGCCCUUGUCAGUAGAUGCUAUUUGAUGUGUGAAGCUAUAACAAUCCCAAGAGAUUUCUGAUCAUGAAAAGUUCCUUAUGAGGAAUACCUGUAAUGAGCUCAAAGAAAAACAACUUCCGGUAGUUCCCCCCCCCCCAUCUAAACAAUAUUCUGUCAGUGCCCCCCCCCCCAUCUAAACAACCAACUCCAUAAUAUUGUCAGUCCCCCCCCCCCCAUCUAAACAACCAACUCCAUAAUAUUGUCAGUCCCCCCCCCCCCCCCCCAUCUAAACAACCAACUCCAUAAUAUUGUCAGUCCCCCCCCCCCCCCAUCUAAACAACCAACUCCAUAAUAUUGUCAGUCCCCCCCCCAUCUAAACAAUAUUCUGUCAGUCCCCCCCCCCCAUCUAAACAACCAACUCCAUAAUAUUGUCAGUCUCCCCCCCUCCAUGAUUUCUAAGAUGAAUUCUAGAUUGAAUGUUUUAUUUUCCUCCAAGUCGUUGCAGAUUAAUCAGAUUGUCCCUUUUUUGUAUUUCCAAAUGAAAGAUAGUUAUUAACCCACAGUCUAAAAAAGAUCAAGAAUGUUAUGUCUUCUGUGUUUCCCUGUUUUCCCACCCUGUAAAGUCAGAGACGAGGUUGGCAUGUGUGUUAUACAUCCAUAUAGUUGGGGCUUUAACGUAUUCAAACUAGAGUAGCUCAUUUCACCUUAGGGAAUGACAACUUGAGUUAUGAACCCAAAUAAACCUACCCCCACUAUA
Oncorhynchus kisutch (coho salmon) is the source of this 1891-nucleotide messenger RNA. Its product is annotated as protein cornichon homolog 1-like. NCBI's taxonomy places the organism in Eukaryota, Metazoa, Chordata, Actinopteri, Salmoniformes, Salmonidae. The record is from RefSeq and is a predicted model, not a curated record. The transcript is spliced from 5 exons. The coding region runs from base 109 to 543 and encodes 144 amino acids. Gene Ontology annotation, biological process: vesicle-mediated transport.